AUGGACCAUCUAUCUUCUUCGUCGCCCAAGACGAGCGCGAUUCAAUUUACCCAGCAAUCUGCCAGCACCUUCCAUCAGGAUGUUCCCAGACAGACCUACACCACUGCCGGUACCAUCUACAACCCCAACAACGCCCAGCCGCUCCAGCCUCCCGUUCGUCGCGCCAGGUCUGUCAAGUGGCCUCUCCCAGGAGGUCCUGCCUCCGAACUGUCUCUCUUCCCCAAGUCAGCUCUUUCCAGCCUGUCCUUGAUGAAGCCUCAGCCUCUCUGCACGACACCUAUCAGUCCUCUUCCCAACCAAAUCCCCAAAUACUCGCCUCUUCAGCAAAACUACGACCGCGCUGUUAGCCCCGGCACUGAUCACAGCCGCGAGUCUCCAAUUGAUCUGGAUAUCCGAAGCCUUUCUACAUCUCGCGUAUCUUCUUUCAACAUGGCCACCACCACCACCACCCAGCUGGCUUCCCCGAUGGAGGUUGCCCUACCCACCCCUAUCUCGGACAAGCAUGUCAACGAUCACGACUCCAGUGACGAGGAGGAUGACGACGCCCUGGGAGAGAAUCCCUUCAAGGGCAUGACCGUCAAGUCUCUUCAGAACCUAGCUUCGUACCCCAACCCUAACCAGAGGAGAGCUCAGAAGGCGCUUCUUCGGGCUCGUCCGGGCGUCACUCCCGCCCCUUCCAUUGGAACCAACGCCAGCCGCUCCACCACUCCCGCAUUCAGUGGAUAUUCCUACGGAGACAUGUCCGACAUGGGCAUCGACGGCUCGCACUCUCCAGGUCCAUUCCAUAAUGCCAAGCUCGAUCCUACCGAUGUCCUCAGGGUGCAUGUUGACUUCAACAAGCACACAUCAGACGUUGCUGGUGGUUGGAGAUCUGCCCCCGUCAGCAAUGACAUCGCUGGCCCUUUCAGACAGUACAAUGCCCUCCCUCAGAGAGGUACUCAAGUUGGAGCGUACAAGUCUAGCCUGGCAACUGGUCCUGGCGCUCCUUUGCCGUUGACUGCCGGCCCUCCUGGCCAGCGCCAAUACCGCACGCCGACAUUCGAGUCCGCCAUGAAAGCUCUCCAGGAUGGUCCCAAAUCUGAGAUUUCUGGCGAGGAGUCAGCUGCCGACUUUUACGCUGGGCCUCCCGGUCUACACAAGGCCUAUGAUAUCAUUCAGAACCCUGGCCCGGCGACCCCUGACCAUUUGAUCCACAGUCUGCCUGCGCUUCUUCGCGACUCGACGCCUGAUAAGGACGACUGGAUGGACUCGUUCGGACGGCAGACGUCUGCUGUGGACCUGGAGAAGAUGCUCGACGCUUUGACGAGUGAUGACAAGGCCACCAACGAGAAGCAAGGCUUCCAGCAGCCCGCAGACUUCAUGCCGUUUGGUAACGGUAACGGCAGCUUCAACGUUGGCGGCAACAGACGCACCGGCAAUGCGCCAUAUGAGAAGUACUGGCCUCCUCGCCCAGUUUGGAAGGCAGGAACGAGCCAGAUCUCAGACGAAGCGCUGGAAGCACGAAACGAACGUGUCAACCGUCUGUUCUACGCGGGCACUGGCGAGCUCGGUAAAAACAUGGAGUCCGUUAUGAGAGACGCCGAGUUCCGUCAAUUCAAGCGUCAAGUUGGAGUCAUUGGAGACGGUCGACCUAAGCCCAAGGCAGAGAAGGUCGAGUACCCGCACAUAUCUGCUCAACAGGUUAACAGCAUGACGACCAAGGAGGCCGCAGACCCUUUCAUCACCAUGGCCUUCUCGGCGCUUCUGAACCAGGUAGAGGCGGGUAUCAGCCAAGACAAAUUCCAUCAGUGGAAGGACCCGUCGCCUUCCCUGGUCGACAGAUCCGAAAAGGGACGUCAAUCGGUCUUUGGAAACUGA
Messenger RNA from Colletotrichum gloeosporioides, 1857 nucleotides. RefSeq lists its product as uncharacterized. The coding region runs from base 1 to 1857 and encodes 618 amino acids. Lineage: Eukaryota; Fungi; Ascomycota; Sordariomycetes; Glomerellales; Glomerellaceae. The transcript has a single exon. The record is from RefSeq and is a predicted model, not a curated record.